GGUGCCGGCGGCUCCCAUUCGGUUUCCAGCCUCCAGAAGCCGCGGCUCCGGUGCCGCCUCCGCCCCGGGGCUCCGGCUUCCCGCCCGGCCCGCCCGGCCCGCCCGGUUUGCGGGCCAUGGAGCUCCGAGCGGCGGAUCGAGAGCAGCCGGAGCGCCCCAGCCCGUCCGCCUGGUGCCUGGCCCGCACCCCUUCCCAGCGGGAGCCCUGGAGACGGCAGCGCGGUGGCUGCUGAGCAGCGGCAGCAGCAUGAAGGCCCCGGGCCGGCUCCUGCUCGUUACCCUGUGCUCCUUGGGCUUCUCUGCUGCCUACAUCCUGCUGUGCUGCUGGGCUGGCCUGCCCUUCUGCCUGGCCUCCUGCCUGGACCCCCAGCCCUCCACCAACUCCAGGCCCACUGUGCCGGGGCCCCUGCGCUUCAGCGGAUACAGCAGCGUGCCAGAUGGGAAGCCGCUGGUCCGAGAACCGUGCCGCAGCUGCGCCGUGGUGUCCAGCUCGGGCCAGAUGCUGGGCUCGGGCCUGGGUGCCGAGAUCGACAGUGCUGAGUGCGUACUGCGCAUGAACCAGGCGCCCACCGUGGGCUUUGAGGCGGACGUGGGCCGGCGCAGCACCCUGCGCGUGGUCUCGCACACGAGCGUGCCCCUGCUGCUGCGCAACUAUUCGCACUACUUCCAGCAUGCUCGAGACACACUCUACGUGGUGUGGGGCCAGGGCAGGCACAUGGACCGGGCGCUGGGCGGCCGCACGUACCGCACGCUGCUACAGCUCACCAGGAUGUACCCAGGCCUGCAGGUGUACACCUUCACCGAGCGCAUGAUGGCCUACUGCGACCAGGUCUUCCAGGACGAGACGGGCAAGAACCGGAGGCAGUCGGGCUCCUUUCUCAGCACUGGCUGGUUCACCAUGGUCCUCGCCCUGGAGCUGUGUGAGGAGAUCGUGGUCUAUGGAAUGGUCAGCGACAGCUACUGCAGGGAAGACAGCCACCCCUCGGUGCCUUACCACUACUUUGAGAAGGGCCGGCUGGACGAGUGUCAGAUGUACUUGGCGCACGAACGGGCGCCCCGCAGUGCCCACCGCUUCAUCACCGAGAAGGCUGUGUUCUCUCGCUGGGCCAAGAAGAGGCCCAUAGUGUUCGCCCACCCAUCGUGGAGGACCCAGUAGCCCCGUCACCUGGCCGGCCGCCACGCCUUCACAGGGCCUCUGUUCCACACUCCACCAAAAACAUUUAAUUUAUGGGUCAUGUCUCCCGCCAUAUGCCUCGUGGGCCUUCUUGCCCUACCCUGGGGACACUUGGAGCCCUUUUAGGGCCCCGGACUUGAGGGGGGCAAGAGGAGGACCGUGGUGACCUUUGCACCCUCCUCCACACCCCACUCCCUGAGUCAUCCAAAUCUUCAUUUGGGGGUUCAUCCCUUCUCUGGAUCUGUCCAGUGGCCUUUGCCCCAGGGCCAGUGGCUCCCCCCCUCACCAGCAUCGUGACUUCGAUCUUGCAACAGCCCUGGUCCCUCUUCACUCUCCCCCCUCCACCUGCCUUUGGUGCCACACUUCCCAGGGUGGUUGCCCUGGUCAGGGCAGCCUGCAGCUUGCGGUUCAUUGGGCAAAGGGGCCUUUGAACUGUGACUGCCAGGGCCACCUCUGGAGUGUACGGGUAAACAUGUGUUUUCUGGAA
This is a messenger RNA of Callorhinus ursinus (northern fur seal), 1661 nucleotides long. It is a transcript of the gene ST6GALNAC4, whose product is annotated as ST6 N-acetylgalactosaminide alpha-2,6-sialyltransferase 4. The record is from RefSeq and is a predicted model, not a curated record. Gene Ontology annotation, molecular function: alpha-N-acetylgalactosaminide alpha-2,6-sialyltransferase activity. Gene Ontology annotation, biological process: oligosaccharide metabolic process; ganglioside biosynthetic process. NCBI's taxonomy places the organism in Eukaryota, Metazoa, Chordata, Mammalia, Carnivora, Otariidae.